Molecule: messenger RNA, 915 nt
Organism: Canis lupus familiaris (dog)
Lineage: Eukaryota; Metazoa; Chordata; Mammalia; Carnivora; Canidae
Gene: OR4C139
Product: olfactory receptor family 4 subfamily C member 139
Biological process (GO): G protein-coupled receptor signaling pathway
Cellular component (GO): membrane
Molecular function (GO): G protein-coupled receptor activity; olfactory receptor activity
Source: RefSeq, marked inferred
AUGGUGAUGAAUAGCACUGUGAAUGAAUUCAUUCUGUUUGGCUUGACACAGGAUCCAAGAAAACAGAAAGCAAUAUUUGGGGUCUUCUUGAUGCUUUAUCUUGCCACACUGUUGGGAAACUUUCUCAUUGUAGUGACUAUUAAAAGAAGCAGGACCCUUGGGAGUCCCAUGUACUUCUUCCUAUUUUACCUGUCCUUUGCUGAUGCUUGCCUCUCUACAACCAUUGCCCCCAGAUUGAUUGUGGAUGCCAUUUCUCAGAGGAAGACCAUUUCCUACAAGGAGUGCAUGGCUCAGGUCUUUACAGGCCACUUCUUUGGAUGCAUGGAAAUCUUCGUGCUGAUCGUCAUGGCUUUUGAUCGCUAUGUAGCCAUUUGUAAGCCCUUGCGAUACACAACCAUCAUGAACAGGCAUGUCUGCAGUGUGCUGGUGAUUCUGGGUUGGGUGGGAUCCUGUAUCCACUCUUCAGCACAAAUUUUCCUGGCUUUGAGAUUGCCUUUCUGUGGUCCCAAUGUGAUUGAUCACUAUUUCUGUGAUUUGCAGCCCUUGUUGAAACUUGCUUGCAUGGACACUUAUGUAAUAAAUUUGCUAGUUGUUUCUAACAGUGGAGCCAUAUGCACGGUGAGUUUCAUAAUCCUGCUUAUCUCCUAUGUUAUCAUCUUGUACUCUCUGAGAAACUACAGUGCAGAAGGAAGGCGAAAAGCCCUUUCAACCUGCACCUCCCAUUUUAUUGUGGUUGUCCUAUUUUUUGGCCCAUGUAUAUUCAUAUAUACACGUCCGGCAACCACAUUUCCAGUAGACAAGGUGGUGGCUGUGUUUUAUACCACUGGGGCACCCUUGCUCAACCCUCUGAUCUAUACACUGAGGAAUGCAGAAGUGAAAAAUGCCAUGAAAAAGUUAUGGUGUAACAAAGUGUGA